Colletotrichum destructivum is the source of this 1002-nucleotide messenger RNA. Its product is annotated as Putative fumarylacetoacetase. NCBI's taxonomy places the organism in Eukaryota, Fungi, Ascomycota, Sordariomycetes, Glomerellales, Glomerellaceae. The transcript has 3 exons. Gene Ontology annotation, biological process: L-phenylalanine catabolic process; homogentisate catabolic process; L-tyrosine catabolic process. The record is from RefSeq and is a predicted model, not a curated record. The coding region runs from base 1 to 1002 and encodes 333 amino acids. Gene Ontology annotation, molecular function: fumarylacetoacetase activity.
AUGGCUCUGAUUCCAGAUCUUUUGGCGUCCUCCGGCGAUACACCCUUUACCAUUCACAACAUUCCCUUCGGCGUCAUCUCUUCCAACAGCCAGACAACCCCCAGGUGUGCAACUGCCAUUGGCGAAUACGCUAUCGACUUGGUUGCCUUUGCCGCCGAGGGUCGCCUUGGCCAUGUCCUGGGACCAGCUGCCGAGACCAUAUUUUCUCAGCCGUGCUUGAACACUUUUGCCGCGUUGGGCCGCGCGACCCGCCGCGCCGUCCGCGACGUUCUGAUCCAAAGCAUAAGAGCGAAUGAUGUCCCAUCACAAUGUCUAAUCCCACUGGCCAACAUCACCAUGCAUUUGCCGUUUCAGAUUGGGGGAUUCUCGGAUUUUUACUGCUCUCUGGAGCACGUGCAGAAUUGUUCGCCCAUGGCAGCUGGUGUGGCCAUCCCUGAUAACUGGUUCUACGCGCCCUCUGUGUAUAACUCACGGGUGUCUAGUGUCGUCCCGUCUCCGCAACCCAUCCGGAGACCCAGGGGCGUGUACUACGACGGCGACGGCAACCCCACAUAUGGCCCCUCGCGAGAAGUUGACUACGAGCUUGAGAUGGGCGUCUUUGUCUCGAAACCGGUCAAGCAUGGGGAGGAACUUGCCAUCGAACACGUUGAGGAGCACAUCUUUGGCUUCGUGCUGCUGAACGACUGGUCCUCGCGAGACCUUCAGAUCUUUGAGAUGAAGCCGCUUGGACCUUUCCACAGCAAGGGUUCGUCAUGUCCCAGACUGCUGCUUCAGAAGCAAAUUAUUGACUUGGCAAACCGCCUUCCAGGUUUCGGGACCUCAAUCUCGCCAUGGGUAAUCACCUUGGAGGCCCUAGAACCGUUCAGAUGCCCCCCAAAGACAACACAAAGCCCGGCCCCGUUUGAUCACCUCAAGUGGCCAGGAUCGAACGGAACAUUCGACGUUCAUCUCGAGGUUGACCUGAUUCGGAAGUUACGCUCUACAUCUCUCCAACGACAUUGA